AUGUCACAAACAAAAAUAAAAUUUACAAAGUUACAAUUUGAAAGUAACAAAUGCAAAUUGUACAACGGCAACAAGGAAUUAUUGAAAGAACCAAAAAGGGUAUAUGAAAUUCUAGAAAAGAAGUGUUCCUCUUACACAGACUUAAUUGUUGUACUGUCAAUCUUCGUUAUAUUUUUUGUGUUGAUCUUGCUAUGCGGUUUAGUCUAUAGACACAGGUGGACAUUACGAUUCAUGUAUUAUAUGACAAAGAAUAAAUAUCAAAAUUCCUCACGAAAAAAGUGCGAUGACGAGGAGUACGAAUACGAUACUUUUAUCUCAUAUGAAGAGGAAGAUGCAGUUUUUGUACAUAAUCAUCUUCUUUCAAAUUUAGAAGAAGAUGCAAAAUUGAAAUUGUGUAUCCACAAGAGAGAUUUUCAACCAGGUAAGGAUAUUGCCGCAAACAUUACUUCUGGAAUUCACAAUAGUCGAAAUGUGGUUGCAGUAUUAUCUCAGACCUAUCUUGAUUCAUACUGGUGUAUGUUUGAAUAUAAUAUGGCACGAAUGGAGAGCAUAUAUUCAAGAAAUUGCGAAAAUAUGUUUAUCCUUGUUUCUCUUGUUGACUUGUCAGCAAUUAAUUUGCCUUUAUGUGUUAUUGAAAAAGUACAUAAGCAGUCGUACAUUGAGUAUCCUAAUGAUCCAUUAGGUAACAUUUUAUUCUGGCAUAAAUUGAAGGAGGUGCUGAAAUAA
Messenger RNA from Mytilus californianus (California mussel), 726 nucleotides. RefSeq names its product toll-like receptor 4. The record is from RefSeq and is a predicted model, not a curated record. Gene Ontology annotation, molecular function: transmembrane signaling receptor activity. NCBI's taxonomy places the organism in Eukaryota, Metazoa, Mollusca, Bivalvia, Mytilida, Mytilidae. The transcript has a single exon. Gene Ontology annotation, biological process: toll-like receptor signaling pathway; immune response. Gene Ontology annotation, cellular component: membrane. Bases 1 to 726 code for a protein of 241 amino acids.